GUAAAUAACAUAUUCAUAAUUAAUUAUGGUUGUGUUUAUUUAAAAUAUUUAUGAUAUAUUAAUCUAAAUUGUUUAAAUGUAAAUAACAUACUCAUGAUUAAUAAAGAGUAACACAUUGCAACAGUAGUAUUGAAUUUGAUACAUUACAACGUAUAUAACUCUUAUAAGGAAGGUAUAUUGAUAUGAUCGAAACAUUUACAGAUAUAUUUCUUAUAUAAGAUUAAUUAUUUAAUUAUUUUUUGUUAGUUUUACUAAAUGAUAAAAAUUUAUAAAUUUUACAUUUUCUAAAAAAAUAUUUUUAUAAAAUGAUUAUUUUAUUUUUUCAAAAAUGUACACUUGGCGUUUUUGUGAGCAAAAUUAGUUGAAGUAACAUCUAAAUCAGCAAAAUUAGAUGAUGUGUAAGCUGAUGGGACGACUAAGGUAUGAUUUGACCAAAAAAUAAAUAUUAGGUAUAUUAUUUGAAAUUUUUGAAAAUUUAGAUAUUAACACAACUAUAUAAAUCGGGUAUAAAUCGAAUAUUUCGUGAUAUGUUGGGCAUCAAAAAACGGUUUUCUCUGAAACAAAGCUUGACGUGGUAUGCAAUGAUUCAAAAACUCCUAGAGUCAACAUUCAAAAUAUGCACUCAUUAUUUAAAUUUGUUUCCUUAUUUUAAGGCAUAAACCCCAUCCGCAUAUAUAUAUAAAUAGACACACAUAGGCCAUCAACCUUUAUCAUUUGAACCAUUCGUGAGCUAAGUAUAUAGAAUCAAACCCACCCACCCACCACCGCCAAAAAAACGAAAGAAAACACACACACACAAAUGGAUUACAUUCUGUUUUUAUUGCCAUUCGUAUUGCUUAUACCAGCUUACAAAUUCUUAAUCUCAUCCAAAACGCAGCGUUUCAAUCUCCCACCAGGACCAACUCCGUUUCCCAUCGUCGGCAACCUCCACCUCGUGAAACCGCCUGUACACCGUCUCUUCCGCCGCUUCACAGAAAAAUACGGUGACAUCUUCUCCCUCCGCUACGGCUCUCGCCAAGUCGUCGUGAUCUCUUCUUUGCCCCUUGUCAAAGAAUGCUUCACUGGUGACAAUGACGUCAUUCUAACAAACAGGCCGCACUUUCUGACGGCCAAGUACGUCGCCUACGACUACACCACGAUCGGAACCGCACCUUACGGCGACCAUUGGCGUAAUCUCCGCCGUAUAUGCUCUCUUGAGAUUCUUUCUUCUAACCGCCUCACAGGGUUCCUCUCCGUUCGUAGUGACGAGAUACGACGGCUGCUCACGAAACUCUCACGUGACUAUAAUGGCCGUAUCGUUGAGCUUGAGCCUCUUCUUGCAGAUUUGACGUUCAAUAAUAUUGUCCGUAUGGUCACAGGGCGACGCUACUACGGAGACCAGGUUCACAACAAGGAGGAAGCGAAUCUAUUCAAGAAACUAGUGACGCAGAUCAACGAUAAUAGUGGUGCAAGCCAUCCAGGAGAUUAUCUACCGAUUCUUAAAGUGUUCGGACACAGCUACGAGAAGAAAGUGAAAGCACUCGGCGAAGCCAUGGACACUUUCUUACAGCGUCUGCUCGACGAUUGCCGAAGAGAUGGAGAGAGCAACACAAUGCUUAGUCAUUUGCUGUCUUUACAACAUGAACAACCUAAGUAUUACAGUGACGUCAUCAUCAAAGGCCUCAUGCUUAGUAUGAUGCUUGCGGGAACGGAUACUGCAGCCGUGACGCUAGAAUGGGCAAUGGCUAAUUUGUUGAAAAACCCUGAAAUGUUGAAAAAGGCAAAAGCCGAGAUAGAUGAUAAAAUUGGACAAGAACGUUUGGUCGACGAGCCAGACAUUGUGAAUCUCCCUUAUCUCCAAAACAUAGUUCUCGAGACCUUUCGGUUGUGUCCGGCCGCACCACUUCUUGUACCGCGUUCUCCUUCUGAAGAUAUCAAGAUUGGAGGAUACAACGUGCCGCGUGGCACAAUCGUACUAGUGAACUCUUGGGCCAUCCACAGAGACCCGAAGCUAUGGGAUGAACCUGAGAGGUUCAUACCAGAGCGGUUUGAAGACAAAGCAGCUGCGAACGCUAAUAAGCUUAUGAUGUUUGGGAACGGACGAAGGACGUGUCCUGGUGCAGCUUUGGGUCAGAGGAUGGUGUCCCUGGCUUUAGGGUCGUUGAUUCAAUGCUUUGACUGGGAGAAAGUCAACGAUGAGGAAAUUGAUAUGACCGAGAAUCCGGGAAUGGCUAUGCGUAAGCUCGUGCCGUUACUAGCUGUUUGCCAUCAGCGUUCAAUUAUGACUAAUGGCUUGGCUUAAGAUGACACUUUGUAUAUUAAAUCUACUUGGUUCACUAUUUGAAGAGUGACGCGGUCCAAGAGUCUUUUUGGAUUUAUUUUAUAGAUUUUAAUUGUUUUUAAAUAUUGUAUGAUUGUUUUAGUGAUGAAAUAAUUAUAAGAAAACGUAAGAUUCGAUGAAGAAUGUCGCAAUAUUGCAAAACCAGAAUCAAAUCACAAUAACACUAGUUUGUUGUUA
Molecule: messenger RNA, 2497 nt
Organism: Brassica napus (rape)
Lineage: Eukaryota; Viridiplantae; Streptophyta; Magnoliopsida; Brassicales; Brassicaceae
Product: cytochrome P450 81F2-like
Exons: 3
Coding region: 800-2281 (493 amino acids)
Molecular function (GO): oxidoreductase activity, acting on paired donors, with incorporation or reduction of molecular oxygen; monooxygenase activity; heme binding
Source: RefSeq, a predicted model, not a curated record